GUGCCCCAACCCCCUGAAUAAUCUCUCCGUCCGUUGACUCUUUUUUGGGUUCUGUUCCUCUGUAAUUACGUAAUUACGUGCGUUUUAGUCCUAAUUAAUGACAUAAUUUUUUUUAUUUUUUUUGGGUCCACUCCUUUUCUUUUUUUUUUUCUUUCUUGUUUUUCUCCUCUAUAAAAACCCAACCCCCGUCGUCUCCGAUAGAAGCCUCAUCCAAUCUCUCUCUCUCUCUCUCUCCGUUUCUUCAAAUCUCCUCUUUUGUUCCAAUAUAGUCAUAGCCAUGUCGCAGACUGUUGUUCUCAAGGUUGGCAUGUCAUGUGAAGGCUGUGCCGGUGCUGUCAGGCGGGUUUUGGGCAAAAUGGAUGGAGUGGAGUCCUACGACAUUGAUAUGAAGGAGCAGAAAGUCACCGUGGUUGGCAACGUGCAGCCCGACGCAGUUCUCCAGACGGUUUCCAAGACCGGGAAGAAAACUGCCUUCUGGGAAGUUGAAGCCCCACCAGCUGAACCUGAAAAUAAGACUGCUGAGACUGUUGCAGUAGCUUAAUAAUAUUCUCAUCUUUAUGGCUUUAUGUUAAAUAUGGGUCAAUAAGUUUGGUUGCUAAACCUGUAGUUCGAGUAAUUCUGUAAUGCCUGAUAUGGAAUGUGGAGUGUCUAUUCAAGCUUACCCUGAAUACAGCAAAAAAGAAGCUGCUUUACACUGAAUGUAAGCUGCACGUGUGUUCCUACGUUCCCUUCUUUUAUUUGAUGUUUUGUACUAGUUAAACGCUUGCAAUUAUGAAUUAUGGUUUCUUGUUCU
Molecule: messenger RNA, 793 nt
Organism: Rhododendron vialii
Lineage: Eukaryota; Viridiplantae; Streptophyta; Magnoliopsida; Ericales; Ericaceae
Product: copper transport protein ATX1-like
Exons: 3
Coding region: 278-541 (87 amino acids)
Molecular function (GO): metal ion binding
Source: RefSeq, a predicted model, not a curated record